AUGGGAGGACCCCUAGACUUGUAUAGCUGCUACAUCCCUGUGGAGCUGUGUGCGAGCCCGGUUGCCGGCACAUGCAUCCGCCUCCCCGCUGCCGAGGUCCAAAACACCAUCGCCCUGAGUAAAAAGCAAUCCCCUGAGUUUUUCCCCAGGGUCUGAGUGUUUCUCUCUUCCCCUGACCUUGCCCCCGCCUUGCAGGAUUGGCCGUUCGACGAUGGAGCGCCUCCUCCCAGCAAGAUAGUGGAAGAUUGGCUCAAUUUGCUGAAGACCAAGUUCUGCGAAGACCCCGGCUGCUGCGUGGCCGUGCACUGCGUGGCCGGCCUGGGGCGCGCUCCCGUCCUCGUCGCGCUGGCCUUGAUCGAGAGUGGGAUGAAGUACGAAGACGCCAUCCAGUUCAUCCGACAGAAGCGCAGAGGAGCCAUCAACAGCAAGCAGCUGACGUACUUGGAAAAAUACCGACCAAAGCAGAGACUCCGAUUUAAGGACCCUCAUAACCACAAGAACAAAUGCUGCAUCAUGUAACCUCAAUGACCUCUUGCCAAAAUCCGUGCACACAGACACCCGGGCACUUGCACGCAUCC
Molecule: messenger RNA, 578 nt
Organism: Fulmarus glacialis (Northern fulmar)
Lineage: Eukaryota; Metazoa; Chordata; Aves; Procellariiformes; Procellariidae
Product: protein tyrosine phosphatase type IVA 3-like
Biological process (GO): endothelial cell migration; protein dephosphorylation
Cellular component (GO): nucleus
Molecular function (GO): protein tyrosine phosphatase activity
Source: RefSeq, a predicted model, not a curated record